GAACGUAAGCUCUCUCUCUCUCUCUCUCUCUCUCUCUCUCUCUCCAUUUCUUACUCUGUGCCUAAAAGCUUUAAACUUUCCAUUGUUUUAGACAUUUUCUCUGGAAACGCAGAGAGUUUCUUUGGUAUUAAAUUCAGAAUUCUUACAAGUUUCUGGUAAGAAGAGCUUUUGAAGAGCUUCGAACCGGUUUGGAAGAAUGGAUGAUGCAAGAAACCACCACCAUCACCAUCAUCAUGACCAUCUGGGCGUGAAUAAGAUGAGAAGAAACAUUCGCAAAGCUCCAUCCCAACAGCAACAGCAACAGCAACAGCAGCCUCAGGCUUUGGUGUAUAACAUAAACAAGAGCGAUUUCAGGACAAUCGUUCAGCAGUUAACCGGCUCCGGCUCAACUUCAACGGUCGUUCCACCUCCCGAAAACCCACCAAAACCACCCAAUUCACGCUUGGUUAAAGUUAGGCCGGCCCCGUUGACCCAAGUGAACCGUCCUCCACCACCGGUUCAACCGGGCCUCUCAUCCCCUAAACCGGUUCAACCGCACAACCCGUUUCAGGUCAACGUCGCCGAGUCCCCCAUCUCGGCGUACAUGCGUUACCUAACCCAGCCGAGUCCGGUUCAAUACCCAAACCCCAAUGGAAUCCCGGUCCAACCGCAUCAAACCGAUCCAACAUGUAUUAAAUCCCCAGCAUCGCAAUUUAUUUGGCCGCAACCGCGAUCGCCGCUCCCAUUGAUAUCGCCGAAUAUCGCGUUCUCGCCGCGGAUUUUGGGCGGCGGCCCACAAUCUCCGUCUUCGAGUGGUCUCUUUUUUCCCCUAUUCAGCCCUACAUGGACGACUCAUUAGUCCACAAUAAUAUUAAUAAUUGAUAUGUUCAGUAAUUGGAAUAAUUUGUUUUGUUUUAUGGAUGAUUUUUCUUUGUAGAUGUCUUUUUUUUUAUAUAAUAUUAGAUGUGUUCUUUUUUUUUUUUGGUUAAAUAUUAGAUGUGUUCUUACUUCUUAGUUGUUGUUGUAUGUAACUUUAUACGAUAAUUAGUGUUUCAUUUGAGACAAUAA
Molecule: messenger RNA, 1047 nt
Organism: Tarenaya hassleriana
Lineage: Eukaryota; Viridiplantae; Streptophyta; Magnoliopsida; Brassicales; Cleomaceae
Product: protein HAIKU1
Exons: 2
Coding region: 197-838 (213 amino acids)
Source: RefSeq, a predicted model, not a curated record